Molecule: messenger RNA, 1633 nt
Organism: Lactuca sativa (garden lettuce)
Lineage: Eukaryota; Viridiplantae; Streptophyta; Magnoliopsida; Asterales; Asteraceae
Source: RefSeq, a predicted model, not a curated record
AAAAAUUGAAGAAAAGGAAUAGAGUCACUGCAAUGGUCCGAGCAGUUGGGGCAUCAAUACAAUCUUGCGAGGCCAUCAUGAACUAGGGUUUGUUUUCAUAACUUAACAGCUGCGAACCACGAUUUCGACAAAUUAUCUAGAAGAACGAACAAGAAAUCAGACUCAACUCUUCUUGUUCUGCAAGCUCUCCUAAUUUAUUCACCCUCGGCGAAAAUAAAUGCUCACCAUCUUCGUAUAAUACCUUGUACUUGAUCGAUCCGACCAUGGCACUUCCUCUGGGGAAGCUGACGUUAAUCAUUGGAGCAGGCCUUGUUGGGUCAGUUCUUGCUAAAGAAGGACGCUUGCCAAGCGUAUAUGAUGUUUUCUCUGGUGCCUCAAAGGUACUUAAAAUGAUUGGAAACGAUGAUAAACCUACAUCAACUCCAAAAAGACACAGUGACUCGUUAAUGGCACAGGUGAACAGCCUAAGGCAGGAGCUACAACUCCUGGCAUCAAAUAGACCUGUUACCAUUGUGACCACCAAUGGUUCAUCAGGUGCUAACAAAUAUGGUGUCAUUAUCAUUGUUGUUGUCGUUGGAUACGGAUAUGUUUGGUGGAAGGGUUGGAAGCUUCCUGAUAUGAUGUUUGCUACAAAACGAAGCUUAUCUGAUGCCACAAGUGCUGUAGCUAAACAGCUUGACACUGUCUACUCAUCACUUGCAGCUACCAAGAGACAUUUAUCUACAAGGAUUGAUCGUGUGGAUAGCAGUUUAGAUGAGGUUGCAGAACUUACAGCUGCUACAAAAGAGGAGGUUUCUUUAAUACGUGGGGAUACAAAAGUGAUUGCUCUAGAUGUUCAAUCUGUACAUAAUGCUGUUUACACCCUGGAGAGUAAGCUUAGUAGGAUUGAAUUGAAACAGGACGACACAAACCUAGGAGUGGCUAAGUUGCUUCGUACUGCAUUAACAAUGGAAAAACAGGCUUCUGUGGAACGCAUUCAGGGAAACCCAUCAAGUUCAUCAAGGCCAGCUCUUGAAUUACCUCAGAGGACUCUAUCUUUGCCACCUGUUCAAAUAGAAGAGCUACAACCAUCACCCCCUGUAUCUCCCAAAGCAAAGCGACCUUUGGAAACGGCUGUUUCUGCCUCUGGUUUGAAGGUUUUCCAAGAGAAGGCAGUAGAGAGUCCAACGCAGGGGCUGAACAUAAACAUUACAGAAGAUGGGAGUACAAGCUCUCGGGUUUUUGGGCGCACAUUUUCGGGUAUAAGUUCGGUGUUCUCGAGAGCACGUCCUCCAUCCAAAUAGGCACGUACAUGAAAUGAAAAAACAUGAUAAUAUUUUCCAAAAUGGACAACAUUAUAUUAUAAAUAUAAAUAUUUUUGUACCUCAUAGAAAACAGAAACAAGCCUCUGAGGAAUGGAUGCAAGCAUCCUCAGGUAGAGCCAGAGCUUAGUUUAUUUAGUCUUUGGGCAUGCUCAAAACCGAAGCUGGUAAUUAUGUAACAAUUAUCAGAUUAUCAUUGAAUCCAAUCUUUAGUCAUCGUAUAUUGGAUUUUUCAUUUUCAAGAUCUUUCAGUAAUCAACUUUAUAAUAGAUGUUUUGUCACAUGGGUUCAAAAAUAAUGAGAAUAUAACAUUUUUAAUUUGGUAUACGAAA